Chelmon rostratus (copperband butterflyfish) is the source of this 2415-nucleotide messenger RNA. It is a transcript of the gene mtif2, whose product is annotated as mitochondrial translational initiation factor 2. NCBI's taxonomy places the organism in Eukaryota, Metazoa, Chordata, Actinopteri, Chaetodontiformes, Chaetodontidae. The coding region runs from base 109 to 2241 and encodes 710 amino acids. The record is from RefSeq and is a predicted model, not a curated record. Gene Ontology annotation, biological process: translational initiation. Gene Ontology annotation, molecular function: GTP binding; GTPase activity; translation initiation factor activity. The transcript has 14 exons.
CUGUCAUGGCGGCGCCCUGCCGGAGAUUAUUUUCAUGGUGAAACUCAGCAGACAGAAAACGUCUUUAUUUCAGGAUGAGCUGAACGAAGAAAUGCGUCAGUAUCAGGUAUGAAUGUGAUGUCAUCGAUGAUGCGGGGGGCCCGUCGGCUCGUCCGCACCGACCUGUCUCUGCUCAGCACCUUCCUGCCGGUGCCCCUCCUCUGUCCUGCUCGAAGCCCCGCCCCCCUGCUCACCUGUCGACAGAACAGGAUGUUCGCCUCCAAACAGGUCAAAGGUCAGAAAAAAGACCAAAAGAACCAGAAGGUCAAAGCUAAAGUAGACAAACAGGAAGUGGAGAUCAGACAGAGGAUGACGGUGGCGUCUCUCGCUGAGGCCAUGAACAAAGACUUUGAUCAUGUGUUUGAGGCUCUGCUGAACUCCUCGGUGGAUCUGGACUCUCUGGAGCCAGACUCAGUUCUGGAGGAGAGGUGGAUUAAGGAGGUGGUGACUCGAUCAGGGAUGAAGUUCAAAUGGGCCAAACUGAGCGAGAGCAAAGAGAGACCCAACAGAGACGUCCACAGGAGACCUCCAGCGGACCCCUCCAGCCUGGUGUCCCGCCCCCCAGUGGUCACCAUCAUGGGUCAUGUGGAUCACGGCAAGACCACCCUGCUGGACAAUCUGAGGAAGAGCCAGAUCGCCUCGACGGAGGCCGGAGGGAUCACGCAACACAUCGGAGCUUUUCUAGUCCAGCUGCCUACAGGUGAGAAGAUCACCUUCCUGGACACUCCAGGUCACGCUGCCUUCUCCUCCAUGAGAGCUCGCGGAGCAAGCGCCACAGACAUCGUCAUCCUGGUGGUGGCGGCUGACGACGGCGUCAUGAACCAGACAAUCGAGUCCAUCGAGCAUGCCAGGAGAGCCAAAGUGCCAAUAAUCGUUGCCGUGAAUAAGUGCGAUAAGUCUCAGGCCGACCCUCAGAGAAUCAAACAGGAACUGCUGGCUCACGAUGUCGUCUGUGAGGAGUUUGGAGGAGACGUUCAGUCGAUCCACAUCUCUGCUCUGAAGGGCGACAACCUGCUGGCUCUCGCUGAGGCCACGGUGGCGUUGGCAGAGGUUUUGGAGCUGAAGGCAGAGCCCAGCGGCCCCGUCGAGGGAAUCAUCAUCGAGAGUCGCACUGACAAAGGCAAAGGUCCUGUAACGACAGCCAUCAUCCAGCGGGGGACGUUGAAGCGAGGUUGCGUCCUGGUGGCGGGGAAGAGUUGGGCUAAAGUGCGUUUCCUGUUUGAUGAGAAUGGGCGAGCGCUGACGGGGGCCGGGCCGAGCGUCGCGGUGGGGGUGGUCGGCUGGAAGGACCUGCCAUCUGCUGGUGAGAUCAUGCUGGAGGUGGAGUCCGAGCAGCGAGCGAGGGAGGUGGUGGAGUGGAGGACUUAUGAGGAGGAGCAGCUGAAGCUGCAGGAAGAGCAGAGCGCCAUCGAGCUGAAACAGAAACUACACCUGGAGGAGUACAGGAAGGAGAGGGCGGAGCUAAGUCACCUGAGCUGGAGGAAGAGGAAGGCUGCUCUGUACCGAGCCAACAGGACCAAGUUCGCCACGAGGCCGAGUGAGAGGACGCAAGCAGACGAGCGGAGCCUGCUGCUCAUCAUCAAAGGGGACGUGGACGGGUCGGUGGAGGCCAUCUUGAACAUCCUGGACAGUUACGACGCUCAGCAGCAGUGUGAGCUGGAGGUCCUUCACUGUGGCAUCGGAGACGUUUCAGAGAACGACGUCAACAUGGCCGAAACCUUCGCAGGUUCGAUUUACGGCUUCAACGUUGGAGCCAGCAAGUCGGUCCGGCAGCUGGCGUCGAGGCGAGACGUCCCGCUCCGCCUCCACAACGUGAUCUACAAACUGAUCGACGAGUUGAAGGAGGAGCUGAGCGGCAGGCUGCCCCCCCUCCUCUCGGAGAACGUCGUCGGUGAAGCAGCCGUUCUCGCCACGUUCGACAUCACCGUGGGGAAGAAGAAGGUUCCUGUGGCCGGCUGUCGGGUUCACAAAGGUCAGCUGGACCGUCGACUGAAGUUCAGGCUGAUCCGAGGCCUGGACACCCUGUGGGAGGGUUCUCUGGUGGCGCUGAAGCACCACAAAGACGACGUCCAGGCGGUGAAGGCGGGGAUGGAGUGCGGCCUGUCAGCUGACGGCGAUGUCGACUUCAGCCCCGGUGAUGUCAUCGUCUGCUUCGAGGAGCUGGACUCUCCUCAGGUCACUUCCUGGGACCCCGGCUUCUAGUGAUGACUUCGCCUCCCAUCAUCCUCUGCUGCCCCAGGCGGACGAGCAGCAGAGGAUGAUGGGAACUUCCUGCUGAUGUUCAGAGUUCCUGCUCACAGUGAAUGUAACAUGUCCAUGAGAUCAUGAACAUUUUGUUUGUUUGGAUCAUAAAUAUUCAGUUCUUCUCUAAUGUGA